AUGUCGGCAGAAAUCGCAAAAGGUAUUGUUAAGGACAUUUUAACUUGUGAUGAAAAAUUAUAUGCAUCAUCUAUUACUAUUGAUCAUGAAAAUCCACUUGAUGUCAAAGACUCUGAACAAAAUGAUAAAAAUCCAUCAGAUCAAAGAAAAGAUAAUGAUUCCAACGCUAUAGAAGAUAAUAAAGUAAUUAUUAAAGGCAAGGAGAAUAAGGAUCCCAUUGAAAAUGUAAUUGGAGAGGAUGCAGUCUUUGCUGAAGAUCUUAUAAAAGAUUAUUGGGCAAAACUUGAAACGACUAAAAGUUCCGAAGAUGUCAAAAGCCCAGUAAAAUCUAGAACUACAGCUACGGGCUCCAAAAACACGGCACCUACAACCCCUAACAAAGACAGGAAAAGAGCAUCUACAUCAUCACCUUCUGUAAAUCAAGAAAGUAAAAAUCAACAUACUUCAAAGAAAAUUAGAAUAGAAGAAAUUAAGAAUGAACCUGAUGAUAAUACAAGUGAUAACUGGGAUGAUGAUGUUAUAUCAGUUGAAACUGUUAGUCGUGAUGAAAAAUCUGGAGAAUUAUCAGAAUGA
Molecule: messenger RNA, 573 nt
Organism: Entrophospora sp. SA101
Lineage: Eukaryota; Fungi; Glomeromycota; Glomeromycetes; Entrophosporales; Entrophosporaceae
Source: the annotation of a GenBank genome assembly